CUUUAUCUCUGGUUUAUGUAAGACCCGGAGACUCCUUUUAUGGUUGGCUUUUCCUGCCUUGUCAAGAGCGAAGAACAAAUGUAGCUUCAUCUGCGCUGGUGGGUUGGCUCACUGAUUAAGCAUCUGAUUCAAAGCUAAGCACAGAACAGGCUUUUGAUGGGCGGAUUUAAUUUGGUGUAAGAACCAGGAUGUCGUCCCCCUCCCUCACCCAAUAUUCCCAAGAUAGUGGUUGGUCUGGUGCAAUUAAGCCGCGGGGAUGACUCCCACCUACCAAAGCCUGAGAAAGUCCAGAGCGCUACAAUUUGUGCUGAAGUGGCUCCUUUGAGUGUCCCCCCUCUGCCUCCCCCCUCCCUCCUCUUUGCUUUUCCUUUCUCUCUCUCUCUUUUUUUUUCCUAUUUUUUUUUUUCCCCGCUGCUGAUUUACCACCAUUCCCAGGCAUUUGCAUGAGGAGUGAGCUCACCCUGUGUGUGUGUGUGCACGCUCAGGGGGUGUGCGGGGGUCCGUGGGCGCCUGUCUGGGUGUGUGACACACCGGAUUCCUCCCAGAGCCCUGCCAGGGGACGCAUGUUAAUGAUGACCUUGCCGAGUAAAGAGUUGUGGAAGGAAUAAGUGUUUUUCCUGCUCUCCCAGAGGCGGAAGGUGCGAUUACUCAUCCAUCUCUCCAACUGUCUCCAGCACCUUUCAAGCGCUUCUCGCGUCGAGUCCGGGGGCGGGAGCGAGGGGGUGGCAAACGAGGGGAGGCUGCCAAAAUCUGGGUUGCCACAGACACCGGCAUCUCUAUUCGUCCAAUGAACGCCGCGCUGAGAGUGCGAGAGGAGGCUGGGCACCACCCACAUGUUGAGCUGCGUGGAGUAUAAGUAGAUGGAGGAGCCUGGACUAGUGGCAGUUCAGACAGGGAGGAGAAGCAGCUCUUCGCAUCUCCAGUGAAAGCGGUUUUUGACUCAUCAAGUUUUUUUCCCCGAAGAGAAAUCACCAGGAUUUUUUUUUUUUUUUUUUUUCCCCCCUGCAGCUUCCAGUUUCUUUGUGCAUCUUUAUGUGAUUUUUCUCCGGCGGGGACUUUGCGGCAUUCCGGAUUCCCAGCGGGAUUGGACGUCUUAUCCAACUCCUCUCCUUGUUCCUGGAGGAUCCUGGUUCUCUCUGGGACACCCUUGAGCACGUGAGACCGGCGUUUCCAGCUUGGCACCAGGAGAAAUUUGCCUACAAUUCUCUGUGGGAUCCACGUGGACCGAACCAGCUCGCUCUGCGGUGAUAUCUGACUGGGUUGUGUUUGUGUCCAAAAGUCCUUGGAGGGGGGUUUAGAAGUCUCUGUGUGUCUUUCAGGAAGUGUUGUGGUGGGGUUUUUUGGCAUCCAACUUUAGUGCCAGGGCUUAUAACCCAGUUCUUUCCGUGUUUGCCACUCGCACGGUCAGAGCCAUGCAGCUGGACAACGUCACCAGCGCGGGCAUCCACUCCUUCCAGGGGCACCGUGGAGUUGCCAACAAGCCCAACGUGAUCCUGCAGAUAGGGAAGUGCAGGGCAGAAAUGCUGGAGCAUGUCCGGAGGACCCACCGGCACCUCCUGACAGAGGUCUCCAAGCAGGUGGAGCGGGAGCUGAAGGGAUUGCAGAAAUCCGUGGGGAAGUUGGAGAACAACUUAGAGGACCACGUCCCGACUGAAAACCAGAGAUGGAAAAAGUCCAUCAAGGCCUGCCUGGCCAGAUGCCAGGAGACCAUUGCCCACCUGGAGAGGUGGGUCAAGAGGGAGAUGAAUGUUUGGAAGGAGGUCUUUUUCCGCCUGGAAAAGUGGGCUGACCGCCUGGAGUCCAUGGGAGGCAAAUACUGCCCUGGGGAGCAGGGCAAGCAGACCGUGUCCGUCGGGGUGGGAGGCCCAGAGAUAAGGCCAGGUGAGGGGGAGAUUUAUGAUUAUGCCCUGGACAUGAGCCAGAUGUAUGCCCUGACCCCUCCUCCCGGGGAGGUGCCUAGCAUCCCCCAGGGCCACGAUUCCUACCAGUGGGUCUCCGUGUCCGAGGACGCUCCAGCCUCCCCGGUGGAGACCCAGGUGUUUGAGGAUCCCCGGGAGUUCUUGAGCCAUUUGGAGGAAUACUUGAAGCAGGUGGGUGGAACAGAGGAGUAUUGGCUGUCUCAGAUCCAAAACCACAUGAACGGCCCAGCUAAGAAGUGGUGGGAGUACAAGCAGGACUCCGUCAAAAACUGGGUUGAGUUCAAGAAGGAGUUCCUGCAGUACAGCGAGGGAACUCUGACUAGGGAUGCUAUCAAAAGGGAGCUGGAUUUGCCCCAGAAAGAGGGGGAGCCCCUGGAUCAGUUCCUUUGGCGCAAGAGAGACCUGUACCAGACCCUCUAUGUGGAUGCAGAUGAGGAGGAGAUUAUUCAGUAUGUGGUAGGCACCCUCCAGCCCAAACUAAAACGUUUCCUGAGCUACCCCCUGCCCAAGACCUUAGACCAGCUGAUCCAGAGGGGGAAGGAAGUCCAAGGCAAUAUGGAGCACUCUGAGGAGCCCAGCCCACAGAGGACCCCUGAGGUUCAGCCAGGAGACUCCGUGGAGACCGUGCCCCCCUCAACCACCGCCAGUCCCGUGCCCAGCAAUGGGACUCAACCAGAGCCCCCCAGCCCCCCAGCCACUGUCAUAUGA
Molecule: messenger RNA, 2627 nt
Organism: Cinclus cinclus
Lineage: Eukaryota; Metazoa; Chordata; Aves; Passeriformes; Cinclidae
Gene: ARC
Product: activity regulated cytoskeleton associated protein
Exons: 1
Coding region: 1413-2627 (404 amino acids)
Biological process (GO): positive regulation of AMPA receptor activity; modulation of chemical synaptic transmission
Molecular function (GO): mRNA binding
Source: RefSeq, a predicted model, not a curated record